This is a messenger RNA of Eruca vesicaria subsp. sativa (arugula), 292 nucleotides long. The record is from the annotation of a GenBank genome assembly. NCBI's taxonomy places the organism in Eukaryota, Viridiplantae, Streptophyta, Magnoliopsida, Brassicales, Brassicaceae.
AUGGCGGGAGAUGAAGGAACUGAGAUUUACGAGGAAGGAGAGGAUUCCGUUGAUGUGAAUAACGAAGCUGAGCUUGAAAAAAGUGGAGGAGGAGAUGAGAAGGUGUUGCACUUCUUAGAUUCAUUGGAUGAGUAUUUAACGCUUAUGGAUUCUCUCAAUUCAAAGCUAAGAGAGGGAUGGUUUGAUCUAGCUAGUGCUCGACACUCUAUGGGGACUCUACGUGUCAACAGCACUCUCUUAGACCUCAAGGAUCAUCCCGCUGCUUCUACAUUCCAAGUGACUGAACAUGAUG